Cylicostephanus goldi is the source of this 435-nucleotide messenger RNA. Lineage: Eukaryota; Metazoa; Nematoda; Chromadorea; Rhabditida; Strongylidae. The record is from the annotation of a GenBank genome assembly.
AUGGUUGAAUCCUCUGAAUUGAAAUUUCGAGCGUUUAAGAGUGAUCGCGACAUAAUUUCUGAUAGUGGAGCGCAUGUUGUUUACAUGCUCAGCUUAGCUGUUGCCCAUGCUUAUCGAAGGCUGGGUUUAGCGUCACGUCUUCUUCGACAUCUACUCGAUUCGGUUGUCGAUAAUCCACCCUUCCCAAAAGCUGUCUUUUUGCACGUACUUUCGACAAACACUGCUGCCAUCCAAUUUUAUAAGUCAAAUGGUUUUGUACAUCAUACCACUUUAUUAAAUUACUAUCGCCUUAAGUCAGAAUAUGGAGACGGCUGCACGUAUGUUCUAUACACGAAUGGUUCGCGCCCACCGUUUUCAUUGAACGACAUUUGUCGAUAUGUCGCAACUGCUCUCUGUUUCCCAGUCAAAGCUCUCUGUCGCACACUAUUUUACUGA